GCGGGCUGCGCCGCCCGAGCCGCUGGGCUGGGGAAGCGCUAGCGGUUGGCUCCCGGGCCGGCUCCUCCAGGCGCUCGCAGGCAUGCAGCCCGGGAGCAGGCGGCGCGCCCCGGGCCGGUGCUGAGCCGGCCGGGGCGGCGGGGACCAGCGCCUGCCGAACCCCUCCCACCUUGCCCCGGGGCCCGCGAGCUGCGCCCCGGAACCCCCUCUUCGCCCGCAGCCCCGCCAGCGCCACCCCCCCCACCCCCCGCGGGCCGCAGGGGCUCAUGCAGCCGCCAAGGGAGAGGCUAGUGGUAACAGGCCGAGCUGGAUGGAUGGGUAUGGGGAGAGGGGCAGGACGUUCAGCCCUGGGAUUCUGGCCGACCCUCGCCUUCCUUCUCUGCAGCUUCCCCGCAGCCACGUCCCCGUGCAAGAUCCUCAAGUGCAACUCUGAGUUCUGGAGCGCCACGGCGGGCAGCCACUCCCCCACCUCGGACGACGCCCCCGAGUUCUGCGCGGCGCUGCGCACCUACGCCCUGUGCACGCGGCGCACGGCCCGCACCUGCCGGGGCGACCUGGCCUACCACUCGGCCGUCCAUGGCAUAGAGGACCUCAUGAGCCAGUACAACUGCUCCAAGGAUGGCCCCACGUCGCAGCCGCGCCUGCGCACCCUCCCGCCGCCGGGCGACAGCCAGGAGCGCUCCGACAGCCCCGAGAUCUGCCACUACGAGAAGAGCUUCCACAAGCAUGCGGCGGCCCCCAACUACACGCACUGCGGCCUCUUCGGGGACCCGCACCUCAGGACUUUCACUGACCGCUUCCAGACCUGCAAGGUGCAGGGCGCCUGGCCGCUCAUCGACAACAACUACCUGAACGUACAGGUCACCAACACGCCCGUGCUGCCCGGCUCGGCCGCCACCGCCACCAGCAAGCUCACCAUCAUCUUCAAGAACUUCCAGGAGUGCGUGGACCAGAAGGUGUACCAGGCUGAGAUGGACGAACUCCCGGCCGCCUUCGCCGACGGCUCCAAGAACGGCGGGGACAAGCACGGAGCCAACAGCCUGAAGAUCACGGAGAAGGUGUCGGGCCAGCACGUGGAGAUCCAGGCCAAGUACAUCGGCACCACCAUCGUGGUCCGCCAGGUGGGCCGAUACCUGACUUUCGCCGUCCGCAUGCCGGAGGAGGUGGUCAACGCCGUGGAGGACCGGGACAGCCAGGGCCUCUACCUCUGCCUGCGCGGCUGCCCCCUCAACCAGCAGAUCGACUUCCAGGCCUUCCGCGCCAACGCCGAGGGCCCCGGCACCCGCAGGCCGGCCGCCGCCAGCCCCGCGCCCGCGGCCCCCGACACCUUCCCGUACGAGACGGCUGUGGCCAAGUGCAAGGAGAAGCUGCCCGUGGAGGACCUCUACUACCAGGCCUGCGUCUUCGACCUGCUCACCACGGGCGACGUGAACUUCACGCUGGCCGCCUACUACGCCCUGGAGGACGUCAAGAUGCUGCACUCCAACAAAGACAGGCUCCACCUGUACGAGAGGACUCGGGAGCCGCCGGGCCGGGCCGCCGCGGUGGGGAUGCCCCCCGCCCCCCGGCAGCUCCUGGGCAGCCUCCUGCUCCUCACGCUGCUCCCCGCCGUCCUGGAGGCUGUCGCCGCGUAGGGCAGAGAGGCGGGCGCUGCCUAUCCCUGAGCCGGGGGGGGGGUGGGGGUGGGGGGAGCGGCUGCAGGGAGACCGGGGCCGUCGGGGGGAGGGAGGGCAUCCUCCCGGGGGGGAAGGGGUCAGGAGCCGAGGCGGCCGCUGGCCAGUGGACUGUGGACGGUUACCUCACAGCUGCCCUGGGCCGUCUGCCGGCGAGGGCUGGGGCGGGGGGGCGGCCUCCCCCCCCACUCUGCCCCCAACUCGUCAUUGUCGUCGGUGGGGAGGCCGCGAGAGGUUGUGGUGACCGGUGCUGUGAUGUUUGUGACAAUAGAGCUGUGUGAGAGGGGGAGCCGCUCCCCUCCACCGCCCCGCAGUGUGAAUGUGCAAAACAGAGCCCCUCGGGCCGAAGCCCCCCACCCCGCCCCGCCAGAGACACUGGGAUUGAUCAGAGUCGAGCUCCUCCACCCCCCCCACCCCGCAAUGCACUGAAACAGGCCCAGCUGACUGCUGCCCACGCCCGCCACACGCACACACACACGAGCACACUCGCGCACACUAAGCUGAGGGGCUGAGGCAUCUGAGAGGCUGGACCCCCUCCCCAGGCAGGGCCUCCUUUCCCCCUGGGCCUUAGGACGACCCCCGGGAAUCGUGACCCUUUGACUGAGAGGUUGUGCCCGCCUGGUGCCUUCCUGCCCACCCGUGGCCUCCCUGUGAGCCGAGGAGACCGUGUGCAGUGUGGCCGCUGUGCCCCUGCUUUGGUUCCCAGGCCCCCUGCCUGACAGCCUGUAGCUGACGCGACUCGUGGGCUCAGGUGCCCUCCUCUGGUUCCUUCCCUCCCCGUCCGCCAUUCUCCACCGUGCUUAGGAGGUCUCGUCCUCAUUUCUAAAUGUCUAAACAGAACUCUCCCCGCCCCCACCUCGAUUUCUGUUCCCUCCUCUCCAGCAGGUGGCAAGAGCCUCCUGGGUGGGGGAGCGUGGGCUGCAGGGCGUGGGCAGGAGGCGCAGUGGACGGGGCCAGCUGGCCUGCCCUGAUUCUCUUCGUCCUCCUCAUCUGCUCCCCCGGAGCCCUGCUCCCCGCCCGUCCACCCAGGUCUGCGUGCUGGGGAGAGGAGCGGGGUCUGCCGGUCAGGGUCAGACGCUCCCUGCCCCGAGCGUCCCUGGACGGUCUCGUCCCUCUAGUCCCCUCCCUUAAGCCCAUGGCCACACAAACCAGGAGAGGCUUGCCUCCGAGAGCCCCGGCGCCCACCUCCUGUCAGCCCAGGCCGCCGAUCCGAGGAGCCCCGAACCGGUCCCGCCUCUGCUGCUGUUCCGGAGAACCCAGGGACCGACACCGGGCUGGGCUCCACGCCCGAGGGUACGGUGCCCGCGGCGGGCGGUUCCCGCAGCCCCGCACUGUCCGGCUCCUCUGCUGUUCCCCAGGGACCUCUCAUACACUGGCCCGGGAGGCUCCCCGCCUCCUCCCCAAGAGGUCCCCUCUCUCUGCCCAACCCCGGGCAGGGCAGGCGGGUGGGAGGCACGGCCCGGCCCGCCCUGCUGGUCUUUAGAUGGUCCCUAUGUCGGAAGUAAAAAGUGAAGCACUUUAUUUUGGUUGUGUUUGAUCGCGUUCUGCUUGGAAGUGGGGACCCCUCACUGCGUCCUUGUGUCUGCGACCUGUGUAGAGUGUCACCGCAUGUACAUAUUGUAAAUUAUUUAUUAACGGCUAAAUGCAAGUAAAGUUUGGGUUUUUUUUGUUUUGUUA
Molecule: messenger RNA, 3350 nt
Organism: Felis catus (domestic cat)
Lineage: Eukaryota; Metazoa; Chordata; Mammalia; Carnivora; Felidae
Gene: RGMA
Product: repulsive guidance molecule BMP co-receptor a
Exons: 4
Coding region: 267-1634 (455 amino acids)
Biological process (GO): BMP signaling pathway
Cellular component (GO): plasma membrane
Molecular function (GO): coreceptor activity
Source: RefSeq, a predicted model, not a curated record